AGGGAAGAUGCUUCGCGAGCGGACGGUGCGGCUGCAGUUCGGGGCCCGCGUCGAGGCGGUGUACGUGCUGGGCACGCAGCUCUGGACCGAUGUCUACAGUGCGGCCCCAGCCGGGGCCAGAACCUUCAGCCUGAAGCGCUCUGAGCAUGUGCAGGUGGAGGUAGUACGUGACGGGGAAGCCGAGGAGGUGGCCAGCAACGGCAAACAGCGCUGGGCACUCUCACCCAGCACCACGCUGCGGCUCACCAUGAGCCAGGCAAGCACCGAGGCCAGCAGUGACAAGGUCACUGUCAACUACUAUGAGGAGGAGGGUAGCGGCCCCAUCGACCAGGCUGGACUCUUCCUCACAGCCAUUGAGAUCUCCCUGGAUGUGGACGCAGACAGGGAUGGCGUGGUGGAGAAGAACAACCCAAACAAGGCAUCCUGGACCUGGGGCCCUGAGGGCCAGGGAGCCAUCCUGCUCGUAAACUGUGACCGAGACACGCCCUGGCUGCCCAAGGAGGACUGCAGUGAUGAGAAGGUCUACAGCAAGCAAGACCUCAAGGACAUGUCCCAGAUGAUCCUGCGCACCAAGGGUCCCGACCGCCUGCCUGCUGGAUAUGAGAUGGUUCUCUAUAUUUCCAUGACGGACUCGGACAAAGUGGGCGUGUUCUACGUGGAGAACCCAUUUUUUGGCGAGCGCUACAUCCACAUCCUGGGCCGGAAAAAGCUCUACCACGUGGUCAAGUACACGGGCGGCUCCGCGGAGCUUCUGUUCUUCGUGGAAGGCCUCCGCUUCCCCGAUGAGGGCUUCUCGGGCCUGGUCUCCAUCCACGUCAGCCUGCUGGAGUACAUGGAUGAGGAGGUUCCCCUGACACCUAUUUUCACGGACACAGUGACGUUCCGCAUCGCGCCGUGGAUCAUGACACCCAACAUCCUUCCACCUGUGUCGGUGUUUGUGUGCUGCAUGAAGGACAACUACCUGUUCCUGAAGGAGGUGAAGAACCUCGUAGAGAAAACCAACUGCGAGCUGAAGGUCUGCUUCCAGUACAUGAACCGGGGCGACCGCUGGAUCCAGGAUGAAAUUGAGUUUGGCUACAUCGAGGCCCCACACAAAGGCUUCCCCGUGGUGCUGGACUCCCCCCGGGAUGGGAACCUCAAGGACUUCCCCAUAAAACAGCUCCUGGGCCCAGAUUUUGGCUACGUCACCCGGGAGCCUCUCUUUGAAUCCGUCACCAGCCUUGAUUCCUUUGGGAACUUGGAGGUCAGCCCCCCAGUGACCGUGAACGGCAAGACGUACCCCCUCGGGCGGAUCCUCAUUGGGAGCAGCUUCCCUCUGUCUGGCGGGCGGCGGAUGACCAAGGUGGUACAUGACUUCCUGGUGGCCCAGCGGGUGCAGGCACCUGUGGAGCUCUACUCGGACUGGCUGACCGUGGGUCACGUGGAUGAGUUCAUGACCUUCGUCCCCAUCCCAGGCAAAAAGGAAUUCCGUUUGCUCAUGGCCAGCACCUCCGCCUGCUACAAGCUCUUCAGAGAGAAGCAAAAGGAAGGCCACGGCGAAGCCAUCAUGUUCAAAGGCCUGGGGGGAAUGAGCAGCAAGCGAAUCACUAUCAACAAGAUCCUGUCCAACGAGAGCCUCGUGAAGGAGAACCACUACUUCCAGCGCUGCCUUGACUGGAACCGCGACAUCCUCAAGAGGGAGCUGGGGCUGGCGGAGCAGGACAUCGUCGAUCUGCCUGCUCUCUUCAAGAUGGAUGAGGGCCACCAGGCUAGAGCCUUCUUCCCGAACAUGGUGAACAUGAUUGUGCUGGACAAGGACCUGGGCAUCCCCAAGCCCUUCGGGCCGCAGGUGGAAGAGGAAUGCUGCCUGGAGACGCACGUGCGCGGCCUGCUGGAGCCGCUGGGCCUCUGCUGCACCUUCGUCGAUGACAUCUCCGCCUACCACAAGUUCCUCGGGGAGGUGCACUGCGGCACCAACGUGCGCAGGAAGCCCUUCUCCUUCAAGUGGUGGCACAUGGUGCCCUGAGCCGCAGGGGCCCGUGCUUCCCUCCGUCCUUGAGUUCUCCAGGCCCUUCCCCUGCCUGAGCUGGACUGGGUGGCCCUGCUGGGAGACUGGCGGGGAGUGGGGUGGCAUUUGGGGACACUGUGCCUUGCUCUCCCUGGGAAGGACCUGUGUCGCCACCAGUGAGCCUCAGCUGUGACCCUCCUGGAAACAGCUGGGUGCGUGGGUGGCCAGCGGCCAGGCCAGCAUCUGCAGAGCCCUGACACAGAAACAAAGCAAAACUCAACUCGCAUAUCCAAAGCACUCCCCAUGAAUCCCUAGUCUCUAUUCCAAACUGGAAUGGUGUGGGGGAGGAGAAGGAAAUCCGGAAGAGGGAUCCCUGGACUUUCCAGUAGCCAGACCCUACAGUGCAAGGUUGGUCUCAUGGAAAGGGACCCUGGAGCCCCAGGCAUACCUUGACUGCACUGUCAUUUCAAAUUCACUGCCGCCUCCAACUAUUCAUUCCUGACCAUCUCCCAACCCUCUUGACUUUCUCUCUGCAGCGUAGACACCCUAGGUGAGCUCUGCCCACCCCCUGCGGGUCCAAUAACCUAGUUUCGAAUCUUCCCUGGAAUCGGAUCUCCUCAGAGCAGGUGUCUCCCCCGGAGGCCGGCAGGGCUCUCUCCAGAUCAGCAUCCGUGCGUGUGCCUCAGUUCAGCUGUAGAGCUGUCCGGUCUGCUCUGUCCAUCUCCUCCUACCUAGUCCUCAUUUACCCCCUGGUCCUUGAUUCUCCUCUUUCCUCCCACGCCCCAACAUCUGCCCUUCCAGGAGAACUUGAUCCUAUGUCUCCAGGCAGCUAAACAAGGGCCCCUUCACCACCAGCCAGAUUCAGAGCUUCCCCAGCCCCAGCAGCCACUUCCAGCCCCCAAGACGUGUUGAUCAUCCUGUUAAAAGUCACUCGUCCAUUUGCCAAGACCCUCUCAUUUGGACCUAGCCGCGUGCAUCCGCUGGCUCCCCUUGAAAAGAAUUAGCUUCCACUAAAAAGAGAGAAGUUCCUUUAGAGCCAGGAGAGUAGGAAAAUGGUGAUUGCAUUUUGCCGGCUCAAAAAGAACCAUUGUCUAACCAGUGGAAAGGUCACAGAUAUGUACUCUCGGGGGAACAGGAUUUCAUUAAGGAUUCUUUCAUUCAACAGCCAUUGAACAUUUGCUGCACGAUUACUGAGCGAUAGGCCUUGGUGGGUCUGAGAACAGUGUUUGGUAGCAAAGCAGGCCUGGAACCAGGCAGCCCCCAUAUGCACAGCCACUGGAAGAGGCCAGCCUCCGCCCUGAGAGUGAUGCCUGAUUCGGAGAUUCCAGCUCUCUAGAUGUAGGAAACGCUCAGGGCACAAAACUUCCUGUGAGUCACUGUCAUGAUGAAACAGGUGUCCUUCCCAUCCAGGUGGGACAGAGCCACCUGUCAGACCAGACCCCAGUGCCUCAGGAGCUGUUGUCCCCGUCUCUGGGGACAGUGGCUCCUGCCUUAGGGUGUGUCUCUUGUGUGUAUUUGCUUACUGCGGGUUUGGGGACUUGCUUUUAUUUUUAUCUAGUCUACAUUAGGGGGAGGUGAGCACCUCCCACAAGGAGGCAGUGUGCCAUGCUGGGGCUCCUGAUGCCCUUCCUGUCACAAGUCAGUCAUCUGGCUCCAGUUGCUGGAGCCCCAGGACUGAGGCCACGCCCCCUCCUCUUGCUCCCCACUGUGACCACCCUCCGUGUGGAUGCACCCCAUGAACGCCCUGCUCUUCCCCGACCUUAUCUAUAAAUGUAGGCCUAGAACAUGCUUCCGGGUUACAAAACCCAGCAAAGUUCCUGUUUUGGUCUUGAUUUUGAAAUACUUUAUGCAAGCGGGCAGGAGGGUGGGCACGAAGAUGGCAAGAGCUGGGCCGUUACUGAUUUCUGGAAAAGAGGCUAUGAUGGAGAUCGAAAGGUGUUUGGGGAAGAGCCUGACUAUAGAGCAAUCGAAUAAAUGGUCCAAGGGGAAGUCA
Octodon degus (degu) is the source of this 3980-nucleotide messenger RNA. RefSeq names its product peptidyl arginine deiminase 2 (gene Padi2). NCBI's taxonomy places the organism in Eukaryota, Metazoa, Chordata, Mammalia, Rodentia, Octodontidae. Gene Ontology annotation, cellular component: cytoplasm. The record is from RefSeq and is a predicted model, not a curated record. Gene Ontology annotation, molecular function: protein-arginine deiminase activity; calcium ion binding. The coding region runs from base 8 to 2005 and encodes 665 amino acids. The transcript has 16 exons.